GCGUACAGGUUUGCGACCCGACUAGUGAUGCAGUGAUGCUUCUACAGGGCGGUGAAGGGCCCCGACGAGGCGAUGUCAGCGUGGAUUGGGUGGGUGAAGAAAAUGGCUGCAGAUCUGGAAUACGCCGGGGUAAAAGUAGAAAAAGAGGACAUGGUGUUGGGACUCACCAUGGGCCUUGUAGAACACUAUGACCAGCUCGUAGUCGCACUCGACUCGAUCCCACCCGAACAGCUCACUGUCGCAAAUGUUACAGCGAGACUUCUGAAUGAGGAGACCCACCAAAAGGAUACGGAGGAUGACCAGGAUGUGGUGGCCAUGAUGGCUAAGGCUGGGAAAGGGAAGUGGAAGGCAGCUGCAGGGGGCGAGAAGCAUAAGUGCUUCAAGUGCAGAGGAAUAGGGCACGUAUGGAAGGACUGCCCGACCAAGUCCGAUGAUGGCAAGGACAACUCAGAUGAUGAGGAAGGGAAGCCGGACGACAAGGGUGCGAAGGCCAAGGUGGCGUAUACUGACGGCCAUAUUUGCCUAUUCUGA
This is a messenger RNA of Laetiporus sulphureus 93-53, 531 nucleotides long. RefSeq lists its product as uncharacterized. Lineage: Eukaryota; Fungi; Basidiomycota; Agaricomycetes; Polyporales; Laetiporaceae. The record is from RefSeq and is a predicted model, not a curated record. Gene Ontology annotation, molecular function: nucleic acid binding; zinc ion binding. The coding region runs from base 73 to 531 and encodes 152 amino acids. The transcript has a single exon.